GUUUAUGAGUGCUUUUCCUACAUGAGAGCAUAUCAAAAAUGCGUUGCUUGGAACGCAACUAUUGCCGCACCCGAAGAUGCCCUGCAAGAUGCGUUUAUACGAAGAGUCUAUGGUAAUGACAAUCCAUACUGGAUCGGUGUUCGUAAGAUUGUUGACAGAUGGAUGAAGCCAGUACAAAGCAAGCAAUUCGGAUACACCCUAGUCAAUUAUACAAACUGGGGAUCAUCACAACCAGAUGGCUGUUGUUGGUACGAUGUUACCUGUGUCGUAGUGAAUUACGGGAACACCCUGGGGAAAUGGGAUGAUCAGGAUUGCUAUAGCUAUGUGAGAAGCGCUGGCGCUGUUUGCCAGAAACAAUCGUUGUGA
Molecule: messenger RNA, 366 nt
Organism: Gongylonema pulchrum
Lineage: Eukaryota; Metazoa; Nematoda; Chromadorea; Rhabditida; Gongylonematidae
Source: the annotation of a GenBank genome assembly